GGAGGAGCGGGAAAAACAUGGCAGCGGAGGUGGUGAAGAGGCGGAAGAUGAGCCAGGGACGGCUCUGUUGGAGUAGGCGGGUGUCCCGGAGCCAAGAUUCGGGCUGCACAGAGGACAAAGAAGCCCAGCAAUGAACAAACUGGUGACGAAAGCAGGCAUGUGGGCGCUCGGGAGAGUCGGUGCCGCAGGAAAUGGGAUGGGGGGCGUUAGGGGCGGUUUCAACAGGGUCAGCAACUUCAGCAGAGGCUACUCAUACUACAGGAAACGCAGACCCGAGUACGUGUACUUCAACGGGGCGAAGCAGCAGGGCUACUCGUACAGGGAUUACCGGAACUUCUGGAGCAACAUGAGCGGGCCGCAGCGGCGGGUGGCGUACGGGCUGGGCGGAGUGAUGGUGGUGUUCUUGGUGACACACGUGCAGGAGGCGCCUGUGACGCACCGGUGGCGGCUUAUGACGACGCCCGAGUGGAUCGAGCGGAUCGUGACGAGGUCGAGCUUCCGCGGGGUGAUGGGAGAGUUUGGGAACAGCGUGCUGCCGGAGAGCCACCCGGUGAGCAGACAGGUGGCGAAGGUGAUGGUGCGGUUGAUCAACGCUGCGCACGACUACCCGGACCCGGAGACGGGCCGGCGGCUGAACUUGUUUACGGAGCUGGGCAAGGCGGACAUCCCGCUCGACGAGUGGCGGUUCUACGUGAUUGAUGACGUGGCGAUGGGCCGGCCGACGCCGAAUGCGUUUGUCAUCGGCGGCGGCAAGGUGUUCAUCUUCCGGUCGAUCUUGCCCAUCUGCGAGGACGAGGACGGGCUUGCCACGGUCUUGUCGCACGAGCUGGGCCAUCUCCUCGCCGAUCAUCUGGGCGAGAAGCUCACGCUCUCGCCGUUCCUGCUCACGCUCAACAUGGCCAUGUACUCGAUCUUCGGCAGCUCCAGGCCCGGCGACAUCCUCGUCAACGCCUUGCUCGACACCUCCUUCUCCCGCGAGAUGGAGACCGAGGCCGACUACAUCGGCUUGAUGGUCAUGUCCCGGGCCUGCUACAACCCGCAGAAGGCCCCCCGCCUCUGGCAGAACAUGAUGAAGUUCGAGCGCCAGAACGGCCAGACCCCACCCGAGCUGCUCAGCACCCACCCCUCUUCCGACAGACGUUUCCGCAACAUCUCCGAGUGGAUGCCCAAGGCCGUUGCCGUCUACAGCGACAGCGGCUGCCAACAGGCCCAGGGCUUCAACUCGCUCCUCGGCGGCUUCUCCGGCUUUGGCAAAGUCUCUCUCGUCUGACAGCCAUCCCUUGUAUAUACUCUAGCCAAACACUUUUCAUAUCUGCCCGACUUCCGUCCCUACUUGCCCGAUCCCAGCCAAUCCCAGCCGAUCCUGUCCUCUAUUAUCCA
Pichia membranifaciens NRRL Y-2026 is the source of this 1380-nucleotide messenger RNA. RefSeq lists its product as hypothetical. The coding region runs from base 347 to 1270 and encodes 307 amino acids. NCBI's taxonomy places the organism in Eukaryota, Fungi, Ascomycota, Pichiomycetes, Pichiales, Pichiaceae. The transcript has a single exon. Gene Ontology annotation, molecular function: metalloendopeptidase activity. Gene Ontology annotation, cellular component: mitochondrial inner membrane. Gene Ontology annotation, biological process: protein quality control for misfolded or incompletely synthesized proteins; mitochondrial protein processing. The record is from RefSeq and is a predicted model, not a curated record.